UCUUCAGUUUAUACGUAUUUCUUCCCAUAGCAUUUUAAUUUCCCUAUCUGCAGACAAGAAAAUAUCAUUUUCAAACUCAUUUUAUUUGGUUUGUAUAGGCAUAGACGUGUAGGGAAGAUUAAAAUGGGCUGAGUGAAAUUGAAAAUGAAGCGGAUAGAAAACAACACAAAUCUACAAGUCACGUUUUCGAAGCGAAGGAAUGGGCACAUCAAGAAGGCCUACGAGAUUUCCGUACUUUGUGACAUUGAUCUCGCUCUCAUCAUGUUCUCUCCUUCUGGCAGCCUUACUCAUUUCUCUAGCAAAACAAGGAUCGAACACGUGUUUCAUCGUUUCAUAAAUCUUUCUGACCAAGAAAGAGUGAGUGGCAUAUCUUCCCCAAGCAGAGACAGAGGAGACUCUAGUGAUACGCUUGAAAUUAGCGAGUGUUUGGGCCGCACCCUCAACCAGCUCAAGACUGAAAAUGAAGUUGCCCUUCAACAUACAAAGACAAAUACUCAAGGAGUCACAAAAUUGCGGGUCGAGGAAAUUGUCCAGGAAAUAGGUUGGUUAAACCAACAACUUGAGACAGCCGAAGAGCAAUUAAGUAUGUUUGAACCUGAUACAUCAAGUAUGAACUCUUUGGAGGAGCUUGAGUCAUGCCAAAAACAAAUUGAAGACAUAUUGUCCACUGUCACAGAGCGAAAGGAAUGUUUGCUAAACAACUAUGCAUCCUCUUCUCAUACUCCAUCUUGUCUGCAGGUAAAUUACCUGAACUUCCUUUCAUAAUAUAAAAUGGUGUGGGAUUUCGAGUCCCAAAAAAGGGAUCCGAUAACGGAUUAUUUAAGGCAAUUUGUGGGCCAUUUUCGUGCUCACUUUGAUGAUACUCCCUCCAUUCCUAGUUGUUAGUCCCCCUUGAGAAUUUCAACUUUUUAAAUUUAUGUGCAAAAAACUUUAUAUUUACAGUAUUGUUUACGUUUGCUAGAUACUUUUGGAAAACCAUCAAAUCUAUACUUUUUUAGAAAGGGAUCAACAUUUUGGAACAACCCAAAAAAAGAAUAAUGGACUAUCAAUUAGGAACAAAGAGAGAGUAACUGGUGAUAUAAACAAAGUAGCUUUCUAGAGCUUGUUAAAACCAUGCUAAAGAUCACAUUGAUCAGAUAUCAAUUGCUUUAUAGAGAGGAUCCAAAAACCUUUGGCAAUCUAUUUCCCUAUCUCUUAUCUAUUCUCAGCAGUACGGUGUUGU
Messenger RNA from Rhododendron vialii, 1222 nucleotides. RefSeq names its product agamous-like MADS-box protein AGL66. The coding region runs from base 145 to 765 and encodes 206 amino acids. Gene Ontology annotation, molecular function: DNA-binding transcription factor activity, RNA polymerase II-specific; protein dimerization activity; RNA polymerase II cis-regulatory region sequence-specific DNA binding. The record is from RefSeq and is a predicted model, not a curated record. Lineage: Eukaryota; Viridiplantae; Streptophyta; Magnoliopsida; Ericales; Ericaceae. The transcript has 9 exons. Gene Ontology annotation, biological process: regulation of transcription by RNA polymerase II.